GGGAGGGAGUGUUGAGAUUCUUAAUUUUAUAAUAAUAAAUAAUAUUUAUACAGUGUUUAGAUUAAGGCGGUCUUGUCGUGUGGGUCCCAUAAGAGCAUUACGUGGCUUACGGCUCCGUCGUGGCUCUUUGGCUGACACGUAUGAUUUAAAGAUCGUACAAGUAGCUGUUUGGUGUUGGGAGCAAAACAUUGAAUCUGUCAUAUUGUCCCAUCACUGUCCUCGCUGCGACCGCCGUAACAAGGACACGUCAGUCAAUACACGAAAAAUCUGGAUCAGUGGAGACCUCGCUUCCACUGCUCCUCCGGCCUACCAGAUCACUGACCACCCCUCUUGUAAGUUUGUAACCACGGGCCAACGUGGGUUGAAGGUUUAAUCUCGGAGCUCCACGUGGAAAGAUGGGACGAAGUUGUGCUCCUCCUCAGGCACAUCAUACCUGAACUUACCCAGCAUGAUCACAUAAACAAUCCGCAUCCGGCCGUUCAAAACCCAUUAACGGACUCCACGCAUCACGGCAUCCGUUACCCUCGUCCGAUAAUAAGCACCGCACGAUCUGCAUCGAAAGGUGAACGCCGCUGCAAAUCCGAUCUUGCGAUCCGAUUGCCACGGAAAUCGGCAGUCUGUCAUUGAAAUCGAACGAGAUUACUGUUGAUGAUCGGAAAGAGGAGUCGAGGGCGAGCUAUUUGGCGUUUCUUGUAGGAUUUUUGGUGGAGAUUUGAGAGUGAUGGGAGUAUCAGGAGAUGAGAAGAGGGGAGCGGGGAACUGAACGGGCGCGGAAGGUGUGGGGAGCUACGGCUGCGGUGGAGAUAGGGUCAAGGGUGUUCCCGUUGCGUGGCCCCCUGGGGCCGAUGCCGUCGGUCGGUACGAGGCGUUCUACCAGGGUGUUCGUGCCCAAGGCUGUUGCCAAACCUGGAGGUUCCGGUAGGAACCUCCGCUCCGGCAAGCGCGUUGCCCUCUCUGAACACCUUGGAAAAAAGUCUGAUCGGGACGCUGAUGAAUGGUUUGGGGUUUUUGGAGGCAACGGCGGUGAGGCGGGCUUGCGUUGGUGGAGAUCGGAUGAAGAGGCCGAGGACCUAUCGGAAGCGGAUUCGAUCUCGAUCGAACAAGUUGCUGAUCAGUCGUCAGAAUCUGCUUGUCUCGAGGCGUUGGAUAACAUGCCUGAUCGGAAAUUAUUUGGGAUCGUGUUCAGCCGGAAGCGGAAGAGGUCGCGGUUGGAGAAGGAUUCGAGCGACAGAAAGUAUGGAAUCGUUUUUACGCGGAAACCGAGAAAGAAAAGGCUAAAGUGGGCAUCUUUGGUGGAGGAGAUCUUGGAAACAAGAGAAGCAAGAAUAAGUGAGCACUAUGAUGUUCUUAGUGGAAUUGCAACUACAGACUGGGGGCUCAGGAUAGGGGAUUCUGCGCGGGAUUUCGCGGAAAAGGUGGGCAUUAUUGAAGGGGAUGUCGUAUUUCGUUCUUGUCAUCCAUUGAUGCUCACCGUGCUCAUAGAUUCUGGUCGGAGUAGCUCAUCUCACUUUGCCGCUUUCUUUUCCUUAGUGCUGAGAUGGCUGGGGAGGGCUGAACAGAGAUUUCAAGAAUUCGUAUCCUUUCUGUUCUCCGGAUCAAUUGCUAAUGUUUUCUCUCGUCAUGGCAUUCAUUUCUUGCCCCUUGAGCAUUUGAAAUUUGAGGUUUUUCCCAGGGGAAGUGGUUCUCCUUGCGGACUUUGCUUGAUAUACGGUUCUUCGGAUUUUGUACCCCUUGUUUCUCUUGAUUUUUCUGCCCUUCCUACUUAUUUUAAAAGUCUGCACCUGAAGAUCGCCUUCAGUUCUCUAUAUGUGCCUUCUUGUUUGCGGAUCUUUCUGAGGGCGUUGAAUGGUAAGGUCCGCAAUGUUGGUGGGUUUGAAGGUAAUGAUUCACAAGUUCCUUUGGAGUCAAGUUGUUCUGGAAAUGAGUUAGGGGCUAGUGCGCUUCCUAUAGUAAAGAGGGACAUGGCCUCUGGUACUUUUAAGCCAAUGCCAAUGGUUGGACGAAAUGCUCUUAUUGUGCAUGGUUUGAGAAUGAUGAAACAUCAAAGAAAACGCAGUUCCCUAAGGCACUCAAGGAUCUGGAAUCCUUCUCCGCUAGAGUUGCGUGGUGGUGCGUUGAGCUCUGAUCAGAAUGGUUCACGUAUGAAACCUCAUCAAGCCAAUGGCAAUGUACUUAGUUGUAGAGAAGGUAUUGAUGUCUCAAGUCCUCAUGGUUCCAAUAAGAGGUUGAGUAAGUCAGUUAAGAGGAGCACUGCUGACCGAAUUAAGGAAAUAAGGAUGAGGGCGGCCCUUGCAAAUGUGAAGGACAACAUUGAUUCUGAACGGUGUAAUGUGAAUAUCCUGGUUACCACAGCUGAUCGAUGUUGGAGGGUAGUAGGUGCAGAAGUGAUGCUGGAAUUGUCUAGCACAAAUACAUGGUGUUUGGCAGUGAAGUCACAGGGCUUUGUACAAUACAUGCAUAAGCCACAGGAGUUACGACCCCCUGUUGUUAACAGGUUUACUCAUGAUUAUAUGUGGAGUGGUGAAGAAGGUUGGAAGCUUGAGUUCAUCGAUAGGUGGGACUGGCUUGUAUUUAAAGAGCUGCAUGUGGAAUGCCAACAACGUAAUGUUGGGGAUGUUCCUUCAAAAGUUAUACCUGUGCCAGUUGCUCAAGAGGUUCUAAGUUAUGAAGAUGACACAUCGGCUUUGUUUUCACGUCCUGAUGCGUAUAUCAUGAUGAUGGCUGAUGAGGUUGAGAGAGCUAUGACAAGCGAAGUUUCCUGUUAUGAUAUGGAUUCAGGGGAUGAAAAGUGGCUUGAGCAGCUAAAUGCCAGGUCUCUCAGUGCUGAUCUUGAUCUCCCAUCAGAUGAUAACUUUGAAAAGAUUAUAUUUGCUUUAGAAAAAGAAGCUUAUAGUCAUCCUGAUGACAAUUUUGAUUUGGAUAAGGCCCUGCAUAUUUGUCAAGGUUUAGGAAAUAGGGAUUUGGUGGCAGCUGUUUAUGAUUAUUGGUUAGAAAAGAGGAAACAGAAGGGUGCGGCAUUGGUUAAAGUGUUUCAGGGGCAACCUGUGAGGAGACCAAGGCUUCUGCAGCAACAUUUCCUUCGGAAGAAGAGAUCUUUUAAGAGACAACGGAGCCAAGAUGGAAGAGGCAGGAUAGAUUAUUUCUUUGAAGAUGGUGCAAAACAAGAGGCACAUCGCAGGGUCCAGGACGCGGAAGCUGCAGCUAAAAGAGCUGUUGAUGCUGCCAUCCGGUUGCGCUCUAGAGCACAAUUAUACAUGGCUAAUGCAGAACUAGCAGCCUACAAGUCUGCCAUGGCUUUGAAGUUAGCAGAGGCCAUCAGCGUGUCGGCUUCACCAGAUCUUACAUCUUCCAUUCUUGAAUGAACACUCUAUUACAAGGUUGAUUCCUCCAGGAGCUGAAGUGAGGGGAGAAGGCAAUAAUGGAUGUUUCUUUCUUUAUUUCUUUUACUAUCUUUUUGGUCGCCAGGAUUUUACGGUCAGGCUGAUUUUAGCCGCAGUGGCUCCUUAAAUUUUUUUUUUUCCCAAAGCCAUUCUUGAGGCCAAGAUGCGGAAUUUAUGCACAUAAAAAUGCUCUGUAUUUUUGUAUAAAGGUUAGAUCCUUAGUAGUUUUGUACCUUGUAUUAUUGCCUAAUCAAUUUGUAAACUGAAUCCUUGCGAUUCUGCAGCACUCAAGCCCUUAGAUGGAAAAA
This is a messenger RNA of Dioscorea cayenensis subsp. rotundata (Guinea yam), 3688 nucleotides long. RefSeq lists its product as uncharacterized. Lineage: Eukaryota; Viridiplantae; Streptophyta; Magnoliopsida; Dioscoreales; Dioscoreaceae. Gene Ontology annotation, biological process: regulation of transcription by RNA polymerase II. The transcript is spliced from 5 exons. The coding region runs from base 738 to 3362 and encodes 874 amino acids. The record is from RefSeq and is a predicted model, not a curated record. Gene Ontology annotation, cellular component: piccolo histone acetyltransferase complex.